Molecule: messenger RNA, 3195 nt
Organism: Cimex lectularius (bed bug)
Lineage: Eukaryota; Metazoa; Arthropoda; Insecta; Hemiptera; Cimicidae
Gene: Mrtf
Product: MKL/myocardin-like protein 2
Exons: 11
Coding region: 372-2510 (712 amino acids)
Source: RefSeq, a predicted model, not a curated record
ACGUAUGUCUGAACAUAUGUUCCGGCAAAUCUAGGUUGACUUCGAGGCUCGGCCCUUUUGCACGGAAGAGUUGUUUUUUUUCUGUUUUUGUUUUGUUGACGUCGACCCAGGGAUCGCGAACUGUUACCAGGGACCGUUUUCCAGGAUCGGCCGUUCGUCGGGAAAGGCAAACGAAGGGGAAGAAAGGCUGGCCGCCCGACUCGUGUUAGUGUACAAAUCAUCGGACGAAUUGGUUUUGAGAAGGACAACAAACCGUCCCCGAGUACGGUAGGAGGGAGUGCUGUGUUUAUUUCAAACUGCAGCUUGACGCGGAUCUGGUGCACACCCUCGUCUCCAUCUACCCGGAGUGGUUCGGAGAGAAGGCUCCAGCGAUGGAGCCAUCUCCAGGAGUCGACGAGUCCCCUCUCCAUUCCCACAUGGAUAAGAAUAAAGAAUCAUUGAAGGUGAAGCUGAUGCUGAGGAGGCCGAUCAAUCAGCUCGUCGCCCAAGGAAUAAUGCCUCCUCUCAAGACGCCACCCGGCUUCCACGAACAACGGCAGAAGUUGGAGCGUGCCAAGAUGGGCGACCUGCUCAAGGCCAAGAUACAGCAGAGGCCGGACCGUGAGGAGUUGGUGAGACAGCACAUCCUUGAGGAUGUCGGGCACGUUGACCCUUCGCUCGCGGAACGCCAGCGCAUGCUGAAGAAAUGCCGGCUUGCGGAUUCGCUCAACGAUCAGCUGUCGCAUCGUCCCGGUCCGUUGGAGCUCAUCAAGAAGAACAUCCUACACACUGAAGAACCCAUCGAAAGAGCCAUCAAAGAGGGAGCGCUGGAGUUUAAGGCUACGAGUGAAGGUACGGCCACAAAACCGACUCAUCCGGAUCAUUAUAUGCUGGAUGAAGACUCAGGAGGAUCUCUGUCUCCACCACCUUCUUCAACUUCUGUGCAAAACUCACCAGCAACACCCCAGCCUGCACCUACGCCCGUGGUGAUAGCAGCCGCACCGGCAUCAGAUGAGACACUGGUGACGUCGAGUACGUCCUCCCCGAUGACGAACCUUGUCACGGUGCUCCUCCCGCCGAACACGGCAUUCACCCUCCCUGCCGCUGCGGUACCUUCGUUUCGCCAGGCGACAGUCCAGCAGAACGGCCAGCAGGCGUCACAGGUCUCCUCGUCGUCUCUCAAGGACAAGGCGAGGAAGAAGUCCAAAUCAAAGGUGUUGCCGAAGGCCCGCACGAUCAAAUUCCAUGAAUACAAGGGGCCGCCCAAUGCCCAGAAGAAUUCCCAGCAGAGCUCCUCGUCGAUCGAAACCUCGUACGAGCUGUUGCUCCAGCAGCAGCAGCUGUUCCUACAGUGGCAGCUCGAAUGGCAGCACAAGUACCCGCAGAUACUCCUGCCCGCGUCGCAGAAGCCCGUUGCAUCGCCUUCGAGCAGCAGCAACGGGGGGAGUAGUAUCGACAUGUCCCCCGCCCCUCCUCCUCCACCACCUCCCUUGCCUCACAACAGCCCUCCUCCUCCACUCAGGAACCUUGAGGACAUGAAAGUGAGUGAUCUCAAAGCUGAAUUGAAAAGGAGGAACUUGCCCGUCUCCGGUGCCAAGCCGCAGCUGAUCGAGCGUCUCAAGCCUUUCAGCGAGUCCGCCAAUGGCACAUCCUCCGUCACCUCCACUGUGCAAAGCUCAUCUCAAGAAGACUCAGUACCUUCAGUUUGCAGCGUCACGUCAUCAGGUCAGGUAAAUUCGACGAUCGUAAUGGACACGACUGAAUCUCCCGUCAGCCCACCGUCGCCGGCCUCGAUUGGCCGCGUUUCACCCAAGACUACGCAGACCCAAGAGGAGGAGAUCAUCAAAGAGCAGCAGCGCAAAAUCGACCAGCUGGAACGGCAGCUGAGUCACCACAUCCAAAACAAUACAUUCCAGCAGCAAACAGUGACAAACGCCAAAGCGAACCUAGCUGCUUUCCUCCAGCAACAACAGCUCAAUCAUCAGCAGCAACAGCUCCAGCAGCAGAUCAUCGCUAACAACAACAAUAACAACAUUAUCAAAAUGGAAAAGACUGAAGACAACAGAACUGUCUCCCUGCCAAACUUCAUUGGCACAUUUAUGACAAAUGGACUGAGCGAUUUAGUAUCAUCGGACGAUAUCUUUGACGCACAUCCGAGCAAGUUUGACGUCAAAACGGAAAACAAACAGGCACCACUCGAACAGGAUGUUAAAUCGCAGAUAGUCGACGACGUUCUCGAGAUCCUGAUCAAAAACGGCGAACUGCCAGCGUCGGCCGCCGCCGAACCGCUCGAGCUGUCAUCACUCCAGAUGGAGGGAAUGGACGUCGACCAGGACCUUAUGGAGAUAGACACCGACUGGCUCGAUUCGCUCAUCUCCGGCGGGAACGGCGGCUGCACUACAGGCCAGGGAGACCCGUUCCUAGGCGGGCCGCCGUCGCCGCAGACCGGAUUCGACCUCUUCAUCGACGACCCGGAAUUCAAGGUGGUCCAUUCCAACCCAGACUGGGACCGAAUCGAUUUUGCCAUUUAACACCAACGACCCAAAUGUCAAAUCGUCAACAAUAAUCAUUAUAAUUUAGUUAAUUUUAUUAAGGACAUUUAUUUUUCCUGGCUUCCAUGCUUUAUAGGUGUUUAUGUAAAUAAUUUUUUUUUUUUAAUCUAAAGUUUCUAAAUAAAAACUGUUUUUUUUUUUUUUCUUUUUUUAAAAAUAAAUAUAAGCUAUCUUGCAAAUUUUCAAGCAAGGCAGGCGCUCAAAAAUAUUUUUAAAAAAUAAAACAAUUUUGGAUUGUAUAUUUGAAAUUUUGUAAAUAUGAAUUUAUUAUUUAUAAGGAAAAUAAUUUUUAAAAAAACAAGCCUUAGGUUAAUUAAUAAUCAAAAAUACACAAUAUAUAAAUAUAUCGGAUAUAGAUUUUUUUUUUAAAUUUGUAAAUCCACUUAUACGUAUGAACGGUUUAAAAAAAAUUCUAUUAAAUGAGAUUAACAAUAAUUGCAACGAAAGUGAAUUUAGUAUAGUUUUUGUUUAAAAAAAAGAAAAACUGCUCAUCGGACGUUCCAAGUUUCUCGUUAAUUAUUUUAUAGUGAAAAACAUCCCGUACCAGCCCUCGUUCACCGCCGGCCACCGCGUACGUAUCACAAACAUUCCAAAGGCCUAACUCAUAUUCUUCCUCCGGUUUUCCUCUUUUUUUUUUUUUUUUUUAAACUUCAUCAUACGCGAA